GGAGGAGAAAGAGCCACAAGAAAGAGCCACGAGAAAGAGUGCAAGCUCCACCAAUGGAGGAGGAAGCCAAGUCUGAACACGUAGUUCUCUUCCCCUUCAUGGCUCAAGGUCACAUCACCCCUUUCCUCGCCCUCGCCGGCCUCCUUUCCAGCCGCCACCCCAACCUCGCCGUCACCCUCGUCAACACCCCUUACAACAUACAAACCCUCACUAAAUCCCGUGCCGGCGCCGCCAUACCGUCUUCCAUCCGACUUCGCUCCCUCCCCUUCUCUCCCGAAGAACACGGCCUCCCUCCAACCGCCGACAACACAGCCGAACUCCCCUUCUUCCAAAUCGUCACCCUCUUCGAAGCUUCCAAGUCUCUCCGAUCCGCCUUCGAGCAAAUCAUCUCCGACAUUUCGGAGCAAGACGGCCGCCCUCCGCGCUACAUAGUGUCGGACAUCUUCUUAACGUGGACCAUCGAUACCGCCCGCCGCUUUGGAUCUUUCCACUCCAUAUUCGUCACCGGCAGUGCUUACGGCACCGUUGUCUUCUCGUCGAUGUGGAAACAUUUGCCCCAUAGACGCGCCGACUGCGGUGAUCUGUUUCCGCUUCCCGACUUCCCCGACGUCCUCAUCCACCGCUCGCAGAUCCCGAAGCACCAACUGCUCGCCGACGAUGCCAGUCCCUGGACGGUCUUCUUCCGCGAGCAGAUAUCUCGUUUUUCGGAAACCGAUGCUCUGCUCAUCAACACCGUCGAAGAGGUGGAGCGCACAGGGCUGCAGAUGAUGCGCCAAAUGCUUCCCUGCUCCAUUUGGCCGAUUGGUCCCCUGCUAUCCUCUGUUUUUCCCUCCAUUUCAAGCGGCGGCGGCGAGCAGAUCAUCCAAUGGCUCGAUUCGCAACCGCCGGCGUCCGUUUUGUACAUCUCGUUCGGUUCGCAGAACACGAUUACAGCGUCACAGAUGAUGGAGCUGGCGACUGGUUUGGAGGCGAGCGGGGUUCGUUUCGUGUGGGUCAUCCGGCCGCCAGUUGGAUCGGACGUGAAGAGCGAGUUCAAAGCAGAGUGGCUGCCGGAGAAGUUCGAGGAGCGGAUGCAGGAGCAGGGGAGGAGUCUGCUGGUGCACGGAUGGGCGCCGCAGAUGGAGAUCUUAUCUCACCCGGCCACCGGCGCGUUCUUGAGCCACUGCGGGUGGAACUCCGUGCUUGAGAGCUUGAACCGAGGCGUCCCGAUGUUGGCGUGGCCGCUGACGGCGGAUCAGUUUUUCAACGCGAAUAUGCUGGAGAAGGAGCUGGGGGUGUGCGUGGAGGUGGGGAGGGGGAACAUGGAGAACUCCAUGGCAGACAGGGUAGCGGUGGAGAGGAUGGUAAAGGAGGUGAUGUGCGGGGGAGAGAUUGGAGGGGAGAUGAGGAGGAGGGUGGAGGAGGUUCGAGAAUUGAUGAAAGCGGCGUGGAUGGAAGGACUCGGGUCGUCGCUGAGAGGUUUAUCCGAGUUCUUCCGAGCCGCCGCCGCCGCCGCCGACAGACGGCGUUGACCGGCCGCAGGAGCGAUGUUCCCAAGGUCAGGCUCGAUUGACGUAAUCCUCGAUAGAAGCAGCCGCCUAAAAUCGAAUGGUCCAUUCGGUGUUUUAAUUCCAGCCACGGAAUAUUCCUAAAGUGUUUUAAUGAUAAAAAAAUUUUAUUA
This is a messenger RNA of Zingiber officinale, 1660 nucleotides long. Its product is annotated as UDP-glycosyltransferase 92A1-like. Gene Ontology annotation, molecular function: UDP-glycosyltransferase activity. Bases 54 to 1511 code for a protein of 485 amino acids. The transcript has a single exon. The record is from RefSeq and is a predicted model, not a curated record. NCBI's taxonomy places the organism in Eukaryota, Viridiplantae, Streptophyta, Magnoliopsida, Zingiberales, Zingiberaceae.